AUGGUAAUGGUUAGUGUGACUGAUGCAGUAUUUCUGUUGUCUGUGUCUUGUAAAGUGGCUCUGUAGUUGCCAAGGUCUGAGUAACAUUGUCCUAACCCUAUGCCCAGAGUCAUCACAAUCUCUCCUCUUCUCUUUGUUCCCCAGUUCUUCCACUUCUCCUCUCUGGCGUUCCCUCCGCGGGACGGACCGUUUAACGGCCACGUGAAGUGGCUGGGCAGCCCGGGGCGAGGCCUCCAUCCAGCUCCUCAACGCCUCCCUCAACGACAACGGCACCUACACCUGCUCCGUCAGAACCCCCCCCCCCCCGAUGUCCGCGGAUUCCCCACCUCACAGACUGUCCUCACCGUGACGCCCAAAGGUGAGACAAUUCCUCUGAGAAAUUGAUAUUUAGGGCCAAAUUCUGGAUGGGUGCAUGUCAAUCAUGCAUUGAUGUUAAUGGGACUUUUGACCACAUUUACCAGUAAGAACAUUUGUGUGCGUCUCAAGUCAGGAUUUGGCCCUUAAUUGAGAGGCAGGAGUUUAGGAUUUGUUAGUAAAGGUGGAUUGUGGGUUCACCCUAUUGACCUUAGGAAUGAUGACGUGUAGAACAUGACUGUGUGGGAAUUGUGGCACUGGGGAGAUUUACUUCUCAUUGGGCAGUAAAACCUACCUCGUGUUCAAUGCUGGAAUGGUCGGUCACAUAUUUAUUGAUGCCUUUUCAAAUACUUAUAGAUUUAGGUACGUGUGCACUACAGAUUGAGUCAUAUUUUUCACAAAGCUAAAAUAAUCUCUCUUUUAGAUGUUUUUGAGGACAGGAUGCAGAUUCAUUUUACGGGUUUAUUAAAGCAAUUGUACACGAGAGGGUCGUGCUAAACAACCUUUUUAGCACGGCUGUGCUGCGGUCAUAGGUACAAGGCGGAUCUCGUACCUAAAGAGAUCAUGGAAUCUUUACCGUCUCCACUUUGUGCUGACACUGAGUAUGUAUGUGGUUAUGAUGAACCCUUGCCUCUCCACAGUGCUUGCGGUUAGCUUCUUGGACGUGGCGGUGCUUUUAGCCUUCAUCCUGCUUCCUUCCGCAAUCAUUGCGCUGGCUCUGCUGGGUCGCAUGUGCUGCCCUCCGAAGGACAAGAGCCAGGCCCAAGGUUACCACUCCCCAUUGAGUGGAUUUACUCCUCAUUCAGUGCACCAGUUCUUCAGGGCCUCCUAGACAUACAGAACCAGUCAAAAGUUUGGACACACCUACUCAUUCAAGGGUUUUUCUUUAUUUUUACUAUUUUCUAUUGUGGAGGCCAGGUCAUCUGAUGCAGCACUCCAUCAUUCUCCUUCUUGGUAAAAUAGCCCUUACACAGCCUGGAGGUGUGUUGGGUCAUUCUCCUGUUGAAAAACAAAUGUUAGUCCCACUAAGCCCAAACCAGAUGGGAUGGCAUAUCGCUGCAGAAUGCUGUGGUAGCCAUGCUGGUUAAGUGUGCCUUGAAUUCUAAAUAAAUCACAGACAGUGUCACCAGCAAAGCACCACCACACCAUAACACCUCCACCUCCAUGCUUUACGGUGGGAAAUACACAUGCGGAGAUCAUCCGUUCACCCACACCGCGUCUCACAAAGACACGGCGGUUGGAACCAAAAAUCCAAAUAAUGUAUUUGUUUAACACUUUUUUGGUUACUACAUGAUUCCAUAUGUGGUAUUUCAUAGUUUUAAUGUGUUCACUAUUAUUCUACAAUGUAGAAAAUUGUAAAAAUAAAGACAAACCCUUGAAUGAGUAGGUGUGUCCAAACAUUUGACUGGUAGUGUAUGGACAUAUGACUUUAAAGAAGUGAUAUGGUUUCUGGUAAAGGGAGCCCCCAUCGCUGACUUGCUGAAUGGACACUAUGGCUUUUUCUCAAUGAAUCUUUCCUUGAUUCCUUGGGUCCUCUCUCCUCGCCUCCUUCUCAAAAUUAAUUGGAAAAGAGGGUCCGAGGGGCGGGACAGUGGACCUUCUCCUCCAAUACGAUUGAAAAGAAGCUGAGCAGAGAGGAAGCGAGAAAUCGAGGAAAGAUUAAUUGAGAAACGGCCUUGAGCCAAUAUAGCAAAUUGCUUAUGCUGACUGUUUUGUGAUUUGACCAAUUUGAACUCUACCAUCUUUUUGACAGAGAGGAGCCUGGCUUCAAGCAGAUCCACAGCAAGGAGAAAACAUGACAUGCUGCGACCUAUAUUUGCUGGUAUGGCAUAUUUUCUUUGCUUAUGAAUUACUUAGGGGCACAUGUCUCGCCCGAUCAAUUUCAUAUUCUAAAUGUAGUUUAUGUCUGACAAUAUGAGAUGUCUAUGAAAUAUUUAUCUGUUACCCCACUUCCUGUUUCUAGGAUUCCGACUAUGA
Messenger RNA from Coregonus sp. 'balchen', 2331 nucleotides. NCBI's taxonomy places the organism in Eukaryota, Metazoa, Chordata, Actinopteri, Salmoniformes, Salmonidae. The record is from the annotation of a GenBank genome assembly.